Aspergillus affinis is the source of this 1299-nucleotide messenger RNA. RefSeq lists its product as uncharacterized. The transcript is spliced from 2 exons. The record is from RefSeq and is a predicted model, not a curated record. NCBI's taxonomy places the organism in Eukaryota, Fungi, Ascomycota, Eurotiomycetes, Eurotiales, Aspergillaceae. Bases 1 to 1299 code for a protein of 432 amino acids.
AUGUCCCAGUCUCUUCCUCCGCCGUUCACUCCGGAUAGUGAAUUUGCUGCCCUGGAGACACCCCGCGCUCCGGCUGGGAGUCUCUCUGUCACCGCUUUGGCCCGUUUCGAGUUUGAGGCAGGAAAAGCGAAUGAUGGAACCAAAAUUCUAAUGAUUGAAUGGGAGGAUGAUGACCUCGCCCGCUGCGCUUCAUCUCCUGUCACCGCCACCUCAUCCUCAACGGUAGUUGAAACAAAGCCAGAAGCAGAGACCACGAUAGAUACGACGAAUACAACGACAGAAACGACAGAGAACGACCAAAUCAAGAAACGAACAGGCGGACUAUGGCACGUCUCCUGGGAAAACAAAACGGCUGUGCUGCCCGCCUCCGAGCAAACCAAUGAUCACACCCGUCGUAUCUACUUCCUUCUUCCGCCCAACGUGACCAUCCCGCCUGUCGUGACUCUAGCCUACGAGCCUGCCCCGGCAGGUCAGCAACCUAAUGACUAUGGCACCGCAGCGUCCGAAAUGCUGCAGCUCAAUCCGCUACCGGCGAUCUUCCCUCCAGAACUGGGAGCGGACGGUCGUUCCGCUGGCAAAAAGGGUGUCUUGCACACGAUAUGGGCGAAGAAGAGAUUGCAGGUGCUUGAGCGCGAGAUCCACGAGGAAUGUCAAAGCAAUGUCGAGGGGAUUGCGCUACAGAUGGCGCUGCAGGAGAAGGAGUGGAUCGAGAUGAACUUUGGAGUCGGGGGCACACAGGCGGCGGCGGAGGCCGUGCGCAAUCGGGUGAACUCCCACGAUGCGUCGUAUCCGAUGGGACCAGCGACGCCGGUCUCGCCGACUACUGGAGGACGGUUGGGUGAGAAGCUGAAGGGGUUGAAGUUGCAGACUGGGGCUGGGGGGAGGAAAAAGGAGUUUACAUCGUCGCCGUUGACUUCUGAGGGAAUGUGCCAAUCUUCAUCGGCUCACCUUCUGUCGCCGCUCUCUCCCGACAUCGCGGUGUCUUCGUUCAACUCUUUUCAUGGAAUUCAGCGACCUGAACCGGCGCCGGCAGCUGCACCGGCUCCUGUGCCACCCUCCGUGCCUGCUCUCUUAGACCCGGUGAAGACUGUCGCCCAUUACCCGCCCGAAUCCCUACAAGCGCAACAAAGCACGCAGGACGGCAGCAGUGGAUUCGCGCCCAUGGGCACUAUUGCACACACAUCGGGCGCCGACUCGGGUGAGGAGCUCUUCGCCAAGGCGUUGAGUCCACGCACGCCGGAUCUUCCUCGGAGUCCGUUCUCCUUUGCGCCGGAGACGUUGUUGGAACAGAGAAUGUGA